Molecule: messenger RNA, 2581 nt
Organism: Astyanax mexicanus (Mexican tetra)
Lineage: Eukaryota; Metazoa; Chordata; Actinopteri; Characiformes; Acestrorhamphidae
Gene: kcnj11
Product: potassium inwardly rectifying channel subfamily J member 11
Exons: 1
Coding region: 788-1948 (386 amino acids)
Biological process (GO): regulation of monoatomic ion transmembrane transport; potassium ion import across plasma membrane
Cellular component (GO): plasma membrane
Molecular function (GO): ATP-activated inward rectifier potassium channel activity
Source: RefSeq, a predicted model, not a curated record
GGUAGGCGACUCUAAGCAUGGCUGACAGAAUAUCAUGUUUCAAGUGACAGACAGCAGCAGCUGAAUCGCUGGAAGCUGAAUCUUCUCUGGGGAGCUCCUCACAGCAAUGCUAGUGCAGGUGAAUCACUCUUAAUGAACAACUCGUUUAACUGAAUCAGACGGAGCGUGCAGUUGUUAAAUGUGAUGUGUUUGUGUGAAACAGUGUGACUUUUAGAAAUGUAGGUGAAGGAAAUCUGGUGGGAAACAAGACGAAUCGAAAAAAUUGGAUCAGCUCGAUUGAAAUAGUGAGAAAGAAACGAAUCAGUAGAGUGUACUGAUUCACACAAACGGAUCGUUUGAAUGGAAUUAAUAAUAAACUGAAUCGACUCGUGCAAGAAUGUAGCGAAUCGAUGAGGAAAACAAGAUGCUUAACAAAAGAACUGAUCAGUCGAUACGGAGGACUUCUUUGGAGUGCUUCAUUACAGCGAGUCGAUUCAGGAGUCGGUUCAGUGGAGUGAAUUCACUCCAGUAGACGCAUACACACAGACUGGAACUGGAAAGAAUCGGAUCUGUAAAGUGAGUCGCGCUGCCUGCCCGGGACAGGGACAGGGCAGCUGAGCGCGCGCAUAGUUUUGGUGAGCAGCUGACGGCGCGCGCUGCGGGUGGGGGAGUUGUUGGUGAACCGGUGAACCAACCGGAGCGCAGCGCUGAACGUUUCCACCGACCGCGAUGUUUACCUGGCGAGGAUUUGCCGGCAGCAGCGGCAGAACCUGAGCGCGGCGAGCCUUAGCAUGGGACAGCAGCAGCUAUGCUGUCCAGGAAAGGACUUAUCCCGGAGGACUUCGUGGUGACCCGGCUGGCCGAGGAUGUCCUCCAGCCCAAAUACAAGGCGAAGCAGCGCAAGGCGCGCUUCGUGGCCAAGAACGGCGCGUGUAACGUAGCGCACACCAACAUCCGCGAGCAGGGUCGUUUCCUGCAGGACGUGUUCACCACGCUGGUGGACCUUAAGUGGCUGCACACGCUCUUCAUCUUCACCAUGUCGUUCCUGUGCAGCUGGCUGCUGUUCGCCAUGAUCUGGUGGCUCAUCGCCUUCGCGCACGGGGACCUGGACGCGGGGCGGCGCGAGGACGCGGUGCCGUGCGUCACCGACAUCCACUCGUUCACGUCGGCCUUCCUGUUCUCCAUCGAGGUGCAGGUGACCAUCGGCUUCGGGGGGCGCAUGAUCACGGAGGAGUGCCCCUCGGCCGUGCUCGCGCUCCUUGUGCAGAACAUCGUGGGCCUUGUUAUCAACGCCAUCAUGCUGGGCUGCAUCUUCAUGAAGACCGCGCAGGCCAACCGGCGCGCGGAGACGCUCAUCUUCAGCAAGCACGCGGUGGUGGCCGCGCGCAACGGCCGCCUGUGCUUCAUGUUCCGCCUGGGCGACCUGCGAAAGAGCAUGAUCAUCAGCGCCACGGUGCGCAUGCAGCUCGUGCGCCGCGGCGGCACGGACGAGGGCGAGGUGCUGCCGCUCGAGCAGGUCGACGUGCAGACCGACAACCCGGUGGGCACCAACGCCAUCUUCCUGGUGUCGCCCCUCAUCAUCAGCCACGUGAUCGACCGCAGCAGCCCCUUGUACGACGUGUCCGCCGCCGACCUGCAGCGCCAGGACCUGGAGGUGGUGGUGGUGCUGGAGGGCGUGGUGGAGACCACCGGCAUCACCACACAGGCAAGAACGUCCUACGUGUGCGACGAGAUCCUGUGGGGGGAGCGCUUUGUGCCCACCGUGUCCGAGGAGGACGGCAUGUACGCCGUGGAUUACUCCAAGUUCGGAAACACGGUGCGGGUCCCCACGCCCACCUGCAGCGCCAAGCAGCUGGACGAGGAGGGCGGACUGGCCAGAUUCAAGCCCCUCAGAGACGCUGCGGCUGCGGGCAGGAGCUCGGUACGCAGGAGAGUGAAGAAGCAGCAGAGCACCUUCACAGUGGAGUGAGAACUCUUAUUUUGGAGUGGAAACAGGAGGCACUGACGCGUGUGAAUGUGUUUGUGUGUGUGUGUGUGUGUGUGUGUGUGAGUGUAAACGGGCUAAAAUAAAAGAGAGAGGAUGCACGAAACUGGGAUUUUUGCCUGGUGGGAUAGAGAAGAUUUCCUCCCUGCUUGUAACGUUAAUCCUGACCAGUGCUUAACCCACUAAUGUCCACAGCUGCCCUUCAUAAAAGAGGGAUUCAGAAGAUGUAUUAAUUUUUCUAGUUUAUUUUUAAAGGGAGAAGGUAUGGGUAGUCAUUCAGAGUGGUCAGAUAUGAAACUUUAUUAUUUAUUAAUGUACUAUUUAAUGUAGGCUGUUUUAUAUAUAGCAUUUUUACACAGCUUUACAGAGAGAUCUGGGUGUGAGCCCAAGUAAGCCUUGUAAGCCGAGAGAGCCAUAAAUGUCACCAUCAUCAGCAUUAUACACUGACAUGCCAAACAUCAUGGGGCAUGGGACUUAAUGGUUUAUGUGUGUGGAUCCUCCUGCAGUAAAUUUCUUGAACCAUGUGGUCAGUUCUAGCCAGACUUCACCAUUCUGACUGAUCAUUGCUAUCCACUGUGCUGUCCACUGUUGGUAAUAGUAAUAAAAUUUCCCAAUUCA